GUGAGCUCAGUCUAUACAUACUACUAUAACAAUUAAGUAAAUUUUUUAAAGUCUUCAAAGAAGUCAAUAAAUUCAUCAAAUCAUUUAUCCAAAAAUAAUGUCGGCGCAAAAUCAAAUGGUAAUACUCCACAUACUUCUACUGUAAAACCCUUUACUCCGGAAGAACAAAAACUUGCUAAUGAAAUUGAAUCUCGAAUCGACGCAAAUAUUCUCAAAAUUGAAAAUUGUCAUUUAAAUACUACAGAAUUGGCUCUUCAAUGUACUCGAGUAAUGCGUGAAUAUGGUAUUGGGCAACGCUUAUUUGCACGUACUGUUAUGUGUAAGGUAUCGCAGUCGCAAGGUUCGCUAAGCGAACUUCUUUCCAAACCAAGACCUUGGAACAAAUUGACAGAUAAAGGACGCGAUUCCUUUCGUCGAAUUUAUGGAUGGAUAUCUGACGAUAUCGUUAUUGACUUACUCUGCCAAUUAAAUCAUCGUAAAGGUGCUUGUCCAGAUAAGGUGAUCCAUCCAGACCCACAAACCUUCAUUGCAUCACCAGAGGAUAAUUUGGACGGAGAAACAACAACAGCAAUUUUUGAGCCUCCAACAUUAGUCGACAAAAAAGUAUCUCUACGACAAGUUAAUCCAAUCCAACCUCCAAACAACUCAAUUUUAAGGGAUAUUAAAACAGAAAUAAUGCCAUUAUCUCCAGAUUAUUUACAAUAUAAAAAUAAUACAAAAAAUUUAAAAAUGGAAGCAGUAAAUGAAGGAACUGAAAGAGGAGGAGGGGAAAGAGGAGGAGGACGGUGGAGACACGAUGAUAUUCCAAAGGAGAAGAUUAUUGGAAUUUUGGAAGCUGAAAAGGCUAAAAUACUGGAACAAGAAUCUAAUAAUUAUUUAAAUAGAGAAUUGGGGUUAUCUUCAGUUAAAAAUGGGGAUUUGGUAACAACAACAACACAUAAUUCUAGAAGAGGAAAAAGUGUUGGUAAUGUGGAUAGUGAAUAUUCGGUUUCGAAUAAGACUCGUCGUUCAAAAGAUACACUUUCUGAUCAUCAACAACGACCCUCAAAAUCAUUAUCCCCUUCUCGUAACUUUUUUGAUCCUCCAUUUGCCCCAACACAAUCACAAAUCGACAAAUAUUCUUCCCUUCAACUCGAUAUAGAAGAUAUUGCUCGACGUAUGCGAGAAUUUAUGUCCAAGAAUGCAAUAAGUCAAAGUCAGAUUGGUGAUAAUGUUGUUGGGUUAUCACAGGCAAGCUUGUUGAUUUUAAUAAAAUUGGCCCUCGUUAUAAGAUUCGUCCAUGUGGAUGGAAAAAUAGUAUCUUAAUGACCUGUAUCUUAAAUUGGAGAUAUCGCUUAGGCUCCCUCAUUUAUGGCCAAAUUAAUUUUAAAAAAGGUUUCUUAAAUUCGUUUGGAAGAAUGUGGGUUGGGGCUUCAAAGUAUUUUUUAGAUCGGGUUUAGGGUUGAGAAAAAAGUUUCGAGUUUGGGUAUCGUUAUUAACACGGAGACAUCUUUGGUCCCUUUGUUUAUAUUCUCUGGGUUCACUGUGAAGUUGCCUUCAUAUAAUUACUUUAAAAAAUACUUUAGGGAUCAGUCUCAG
Molecule: messenger RNA, 1578 nt
Organism: Meloidogyne enterolobii
Lineage: Eukaryota; Metazoa; Nematoda; Chromadorea; Rhabditida; Meloidogynidae
Source: the annotation of a GenBank genome assembly